AUGCAGGCAUUAGGCUCUUCAUUGUUCCCAAACUUUGGGCGGGAGUCGAUGGGGGAGUACGAGAGCUACUGUCUCGUCGGAGAUAACCAUAACAACAACACGUUUGGUGAUUUUCCAGUACCAAAUAUGUAUGGAGUGGUUCAUCAUCAUACCAGCUUAGUGGAUUCUUUUUCGUCUGAGGGAAAUGGAAUAGACAAGAACUCGGUUGUCAUCAAGAAGCUUAAUCACAAUGCUAAUGAGCGUAACCGUCGCAAGAAGAUCAACUCUUUGUUCACAUCUCUUCGUUCAUGUCUUCCAGGCUCGGAUGAGCCGAAAAAACUAAGUAUUCCUAAGACGGUUUCUCGGAGCGUGCAGUACAUACAGGAGCUGCAAGAGCAAGUGAAGAAGCUAGAACAAAAGAAGGAAGACCUCUCGGCGCGAGUAUCGGGUCAAAGAGAACGUUAUGGUGAGCCCCAAGCAAAGGCGGUUGCUAGUUAUGUCUCCACCGUUUUUGCGACUAAGCUAAGAGAUAACGAAGUGAUGGUCCAAAUCUCAUCGUCCAAGAUUCAUAGUUGUUCGAUAUAUAAUGUGUUGAGUGGACUAGAAGAAGAUGGGUUUGUUCUCGUGGAUGUUUCAUCUUCGAGUUCUCGAGGAGAACGACUCUUCUACACUUUGCAUCUCCAAGUGGACAAGAUUGAUAAUUACAAGCUAAUUUGCGAAGAGCUAAGUCAAAGGAUCUUGUACUUGUAUGAGGGAUGUGGAAACUCGUUUUAA
Eruca vesicaria subsp. sativa (arugula) is the source of this 753-nucleotide messenger RNA. Lineage: Eukaryota; Viridiplantae; Streptophyta; Magnoliopsida; Brassicales; Brassicaceae. The record is from the annotation of a GenBank genome assembly.